AUGCGGGUGGAGGAGGAGUUGGGGGAGGGGGAGCGGCCCGAGUUACAAGAUGGAGGUGGGCGUACAACGACAUGGUACGAUCGACAAGGAGGUAGCAGAGGUCGGAGCGACGAGCAGGAGAAGUAUGUCCGGAUUGUUUUGUCAACCGCUUUUGGGGGCUUACCUCAUUGGGGGUUUUCAAAGUCAUGUGCAAUCUGGCUUGUGAGUCUUGGGAAAAAGCAGGCAUUCAUUCAAUUGGAGAAACAGACGCGCCUCCGACGGAUGAUGACGCAGGAGCUGACAGCGGGGAUGACUCGGAGUCCGUGUCAUCAUCCGAGUGAUGACCCAUAUCCCCCCUGCACUGUAUUGCGGUCGACAAACAGGCAAACCGCUGGCUUCUGUUCGGGGUCGUCAGCAUCGAGGCAGUUCGGGUCGACCGCCAGGGCUACAGCCCAUCGGGGUAUCAGUCGAGUCAUCGGGACCCUGUCGCCAAUCGAUCCCCCAGAAUCCACCGUGGGUCGUGGUGUCAGCUCCCCUACCGAGUCCUUCCUCAUCCGUGGCGCGGCUGACACCGUCACGGCGCAACCUGCGGACGAUCCUGCGACCGAUCUUCCAACUAAUGCGGUUCUAUCUGCAAGAAACAUCGCACUACAUGCACCUGCUGCGGUGCUUCCGGCCAACGGUGUUUCCGCAGAUCUUGGGGUCGUUCGCGCGGGUAUUCGAGCUGGCGCUAGACGAGAUGCUCCAUCGAUUCCAGGCGCAGGGGUCUCAGGGGUUAGGCAGGUCAACUUCCUUGCGCGCACCUUCGACAGGGUUGCCUGCUCCGAGCCACCCUUCGACGUUAAUCCAGUAUUUGCUCAGCUCACCGACAUUAUGCUUACCGGGAGCGAUGAUACAUAUCCGACGGAAUACGUCCUUUUUGGUGCAUGCUGUAGACUCCCAGCUGUAAAGAGGCUAUACGGGCACCGCCUCGGAGCUGAUGAAGACCACGCUCAACCAAGUGCGCUUACAGGUGCCACUGCAAUCGAAACCUUGGAGCUUCAGCUGCUGUUCGCACGCGCGAUCCACGCCACCUCCCUCUGCCGCCUUGCCAUUGACCACGAGGAUGGUGAUCCGUUUUACUUUCCGGCUGAGGCCGACAGUGGCGACCGCGCCGAGCUACUCUCUUUCGUCGGCUUUACUUCCCUUACUCACCUGCGUGUAGCUCCUAUCUUCCUCUUCGGACGUACGGCCCUGAUGGAUUACCUGGGUCUGCGGACGAGGACGAAAUAUUGA
Pseudogymnoascus destructans is the source of this 1254-nucleotide messenger RNA. RefSeq lists its product as uncharacterized. The record is from RefSeq and is a predicted model, not a curated record. The transcript is spliced from 5 exons. NCBI's taxonomy places the organism in Eukaryota, Fungi, Ascomycota, Leotiomycetes, Thelebolales, Thelebolaceae. The coding region runs from base 1 to 1254 and encodes 417 amino acids.